AUGAUCCAAGAUGUGCCUCUGUGGACAAGGACAAUAUUAUACGAGGAUGAGUACAACGGACUUAUUCCAAUUCCCAUGAUAAGAAGGCUCCAAGAAGAGUGGAACGACCUGGUCACAAUGCCGAUGGGUCAAAAUUCGUGGUGCACUCCAGAGUAUUAUAUUUGGAUCAAUGAGGAAGAUGAGCUAGCCCGACCAAGCAGAGAGGAUCAUAUGUUGCCACCUGCUGAAGACGAUGACCGGGUAGUUGAGUGCAUCAAAAUAGAGUCUAGCACAGAGUCAGAAGAAGAUCCGAAAGAGGAGUCAGAGUUCAACGAUGACGAUAAAGAGUUUGAAGAAGACAUGGAGGAGGAUCCGGAAGAGGAGCCAGAAGAAGAAGAAGAGAUGGGAAAUGACUCAGUGGAUGGUUAUUAG
Messenger RNA from Nicotiana tabacum (common tobacco), 411 nucleotides. NCBI's taxonomy places the organism in Eukaryota, Viridiplantae, Streptophyta, Magnoliopsida, Solanales, Solanaceae. The record is from RefSeq and is a predicted model, not a curated record.